This is a messenger RNA of Lindgomyces ingoldianus, 177 nucleotides long. RefSeq lists its product as uncharacterized. The transcript has 2 exons. NCBI's taxonomy places the organism in Eukaryota, Fungi, Ascomycota, Dothideomycetes, Pleosporales, Lindgomycetaceae. The record is from RefSeq and is a predicted model, not a curated record. Bases 1 to 177 code for a protein of 58 amino acids.
AUGUGUGAUUAUACCCAAGUACACUACAAGUGUUCCCAUCUCCGCUACACAGUGAGAGCGUGGUGUACAAGAUAUCAGGAGACGCAGAAACGGUGCCAACCCAACGUGGUCGCAAUAGAAUACCGACUCGACGAAAAUUGCGGUCCGUCCAAGAUGUCCUCUCCCAGCAUUGCAUAG